Messenger RNA from Hylaeus anthracinus, 3511 nucleotides. RefSeq names its product nose resistant to fluoxetine protein 6-like. Gene Ontology annotation, molecular function: acyltransferase activity, transferring groups other than amino-acyl groups. Bases 857 to 3256 code for a protein of 799 amino acids. The transcript is spliced from 13 exons. Lineage: Eukaryota; Metazoa; Arthropoda; Insecta; Hymenoptera; Colletidae. The record is from RefSeq and is a predicted model, not a curated record.
GGCCUUUCGAUUUCGAUGCGACUUCCUGUCCCAGUGCUGGACUAUAAAAUGGAGAGCAACGAAAAAAAGAGGUUUCACAAACACGUCGAGUAUCUCGUGGCGGUGGUCUACGAGACAUAUAGAGAUAGAGAGUCUUCCGAACGGGACAAGUCGCGCGAACGUUCGGGGACCGUUCGAAGGUAAAUACAUUUACACCGCGGUAAAGUGCAUCGUCGAGAGAAAGGGACCGCUGUCCACGGGUGAACGCGACUGCUAACCUGAUUCGCUUCAUUCAGUGCGUGAUCCUUAGCCUCGUGUGUGCGCGCGUCAAUCUUGGUCCUCAUCGCGACACUCGUAAGGUUCGACUCUCGCAUUCGUUGUAACGAGUCUAACGGUUUCGAUAGCGAUCGAAUCUCCGUUGAUCGGUAACUCUGUUGAACGUUGUCGCUGAGAAAGGAAAGGCGCGCGAUAACGAAAAAAGGAUUCGUCGAAGAGAGUUGAAAUGGGAACGUAAAUCACGAUCGUCGAUAAUCGAACCGUUCGCCAGGGUGAUACGAUACAUCGUGCCGGCUGGCUAGUGAAAAAAGGAAAGCAAGUCUCUUUCCUUGGUCGUAAACAGUCCGCCGCACCGUCGUUGAGCUCGCGCCAACGACCGACGUCCUCAACCAUGCUCGACGAUCUAGACAACUGAACGAUCCGUGAACGAGAAUUAGCCGUCACGUCGAGGAACUCGUUGAUCGAUGUCAUCGUUCGAAAUGACGAUUGGAACACUCGUCGUGAGAAAUCCCUGAAGCGAUCGCGAAUCGUGCUCGAGAGAAGACGGUCAUCGAGAUCUUCCUUGGAACAAAUAUCGUUCGAGCAGGUUAAUCUUUCGAAAAUGACACCCUUGCUGACUUACUUUCUAUUGACGUUGAGCUGCGUCGUCGACACGACGAUCGCUAAAGAUGGAUCGAACAUCCUCCGGCUCGGAAAAUCGCGGGACAAGAUCGCGACCACGACCGAAACGCCUAAUUCGAACCUGACCGAUUACAAGGAUGACAAACUGCCGAAAGAACGCGGACGAUUGGUCGGAUUCAGCAAGAACAAUCCGGAACUCGAUUGGAAGAACAUUUUGAAAGUGUUUGACGCCAAGGAGGAGGAUCGUGCGGAUCUAGACGUCGAUUUUACGAAGGAGAAGCUCGAGAAAACGGCCAACAGUAUCCAGUGGCUGGCGGAUAUUUACGAUCCCUUAAAGUGGUCUAGAGUGCCUGGGAAACUCGACGGCGAUUGCAGGACUGACUUGGAAUUCUUCUUGAAGUCUCUCAAGGAUGGAAAGCCGUGGGCCGCCAAGAUGUCGGACGCAAGCGGUCGUUACUCGUCGCAAUUUCAUUUCGGAAACGGAUUUUGGCUCGGCUCGAGAAGUCUCUGCCGAGAGGUGAACUCCACCCACGAAAAAGUUGACAUGAGAAUCGACGACAAACCACCUUAUCCGAUCAAUUUCCACGUAGCUAAAAUGUAUCUGACUUUGCCGCAGGAGUUCGAAAUUUCCAGAAGGCAAGUAUUUUUGGGUCUCUGUCUGCCGGCUACGUGUAACCGGACGUCGCUGACCUCGAUGCUGAAAGCUAGCGCGGAUCGAGUCGAACUGGAAGGCAAUUCGACUUAUCGAUCGACCGGCCCGAAGAUUCACAUCGUCGAGGUGAAACCUGUGCCUUCGAGCAAUUACAGUCCUUGGCGCGAUCCCAAGUUGUAUGUCCUCUCAGGAAUCGGAGGAGCGGUAAUUUUGCUGAUGGUGUGCGCCACGAUCUACGAAUACAACUUUACGCCAAACGUCAUGGACAUCGAAUCCUCGAGCGUGUCGAACAAUAACGAGAGGCUCGACAAUUUCUCCAACAAAAACUUGAAUCAGGAUCGCCGAAUAUCCAUGGGUCAAGAGGAAGGAGAAGAAAAGAGCCUGCAGAAAGAUCUGCCGGAACAAGCAAACAAGAAAGAUAAGAGAGGACUUUGGUUAACGUGCCUGGCUGCUUUUAAUCCUAUUUCGAACGGAAGCAAAAUCCUCAGCACCGAGCCUGCGGCUAGAGAGAAUUUGACUUGUCUGCACGGACUACGAGUGUUCUCGCUGGGCUGGGUCGUCAUGGUGCACACCUAUCUCCAGGUGUACGCUAUCGCAGAGAACAAGACGUUGCGCACGGUGACCGAGCGGAACUUCAUGUUCCAGACGAUCAGCAACGCCACCUUCUCCGUGGACACAUUCUUCUUCAUCAGCGGUUUACUGGUUACGAUCCUUUUCUAUCGAUCCGCCGGGAACUUGAAGAGCGACAACAGCACCUUCCUGAAGACGUGUUUCACCAAAUUUAUCAUCAUGAUUCUCUACAGAUUCAUCAGGUUAACCCCGGCGUACCUCUAUGUUCUGGGAAUGAACGAGAUCGCCAUAAAACAAGCUCAAGCAACGACCGUUUUCUUUCCCGUGAUCAUCGAUGACGUGACGUGCGAAAAGUUCUGGUGGAGGAACGCGCUCUACAUAAACUCGUUGUAUCCCCGAUCGGAAAUGUGUAUGCUGUGGAGCUGGUACAUGGCAAAUGACACGCAGUUCUACGCUCUCGGAAUACUUUUGCUUCUUCUGUCCAUUAAAUAUUUAAAGGCCAUCGCAGUCGCUGUUCUUUUCCUGAUCGCCUCCUCGUGGUUCACCACCUUCUUCGUGGCCUACACCAACGAUUACGUCGCCAGGAUUCAAGAACCUUUCGCCCUUUUCGACGAGCUCUACGAUAAACCCUGGCUGAGGGCUGGUCCUUACUUCGUCGGCAUUAUCACCGGCUACAUCCUCUUCAGGACGAAUUGCAAAUUGAAACUGCCGCUGAUAGCGCAAACGAUCGGUUGGCUGUUAUCGACCGGCGUGAUGUUCCUGGUAGUUUACGGUCUAUAUCCCGGAAAUUUAACUGUAGCGACGAGCUCCACGUACGCCGCCUUAGGACACACCGCCUGGGCGUUGGGUGUAUCCUUCAUAGUGAUUCAAUGUUGCACCGGAUCCGCUCGAAUGAUCGACAGCUUGCUGUCGCUCCGGCUGAUGUUUCCGCUCUCGAGGUUGACUUACUGUGCAUACUUGGUGCACCCUGUCAUCAUGCUGAUCACUGUUAGUCAGAUGGACGGCCCGUUGCACCUUCACAACGGUCUUGUGCUGAUCCUGUAUCUCGGCAAUCUCGUCGCUUCGUACUUGACGUCGUUCUGCAUUUCUAUCGCGCUCGAAGCGCCCGUAGUCAAUCUGCUAAAGAUUGCUUUUAUCUCGAAGAAGAGGAUAAGGUAGAAGGAAAAGUUGGAAAGCGCUCUAUCGCGCGAUCAACGCGGACGGAAAUAUUUGUAGUCCUUCGACGAAGGGAGCCCCGUUCCAGGACGGUCUGGCGCACGUUUUCAGGAUAGAAUAGUCGACCUCCGCGUGUUCAUCGGGAAAAGGUUGUUCGACGACGCCGACGUUCGAUUCGGUCGCAAAACACGGAACUCAACGCCUACCCAUUCUGCGAAUAUUCAUCGCGAACGAUGAUCCCCGUAUCGACGAUGCGCU